Molecule: messenger RNA, 7110 nt
Organism: Salvelinus namaycush (lake trout)
Lineage: Eukaryota; Metazoa; Chordata; Actinopteri; Salmoniformes; Salmonidae
Gene: nacad
Product: NAC alpha domain containing
Exons: 11
Coding region: 1-7014 (2337 amino acids)
Biological process (GO): protein targeting to membrane
Cellular component (GO): nascent polypeptide-associated complex; cytoplasm
Source: RefSeq, a predicted model, not a curated record
AUGUAUGCCAUGCCCUCCCUGUCCGAGCCAGCCUAUCCCCCUGCUAUCCUAUCCUUCACUGAGCCGGCCUAUGCCGUGGACCCUCUGAGAGUGGGCGUUCCCUCAUCCCUGGAUCCUGACCUGUACUAUACCGCCCCCUCCACCCCCAUCAAGAUGGCUGCUCGCCCCUUACACCUCAAACAUCGCUCUUACCCUGGCUCUCCAGCCUCUCCCCUCUCACAAAACUCCCCCUCGGACAGCGAGGACCUGUGCUCCCCUCUCACCUCCCCCUCUGGCUCCUACGUCACGGCGGAGGGGGGCAGCUGGACCUCUUCCACCUCCCCCUGCACCUCCCCCAAUCUGCUCCUGGCAGAGGAGGUGCAGGAGGCACCUGCAUGCUUUGUCAGCUCGCUGUCCGAAAUCGGAGACGAGGUGGGAGAGGAUAGGGGAGCAGUAGGGGAGAGGGCAGAGGAGAAGGGAGGAGGAGCAGCAGAGUGGCGGUUCUGCCUCUAUAAGGGUCUAGCAGAGACUGUGAUCCUGGAGGAGGAGGAGGACACUUCCCCAUUGAGGAGCAGCAGUGGCAGAAGCACUGACUCCCAGGAAGAGGGAGGGGAGUCGGAGGGCUCGCUCUGCCCAGCAGAGGAUGCUCUAGCUGGGGGACAGCAGUACUCUAGUCCCCUGCUGCAAAGAGGCCUGGAGCUGGAGCUGCAGGCCUGUAUGGCUGAGGAACUUUACCCUCCCAUUACCAACCCAGAGGAUGGAACAGACUCCCCACGGCUGACCUCCAUCUCCUUCCCCUUCGCCCCAGACAUGGGGAACCUAAGCCAUCACACCUCCAGUGUCAACCCUGCCUCCCCCAACCUUACCCUGGACACAUGCUCUCCAGAUGUGUCAGACGGGGAUAACUCCAGUCCAUACGGAGAGAUGGGUACCUUCCUGAUGUUCCCAGGCUCCUACAGUGAUGAUGGAGAGAUGGAGGAGGAGGAGGAGGAGGAGAGGAUGAUCCCAGCCUCUCUGCUUAACUUUCCCCUCCACACCAGCCUCCUCUUUCAAGCAGACUCCAUGGAGAUCACUCUCUUCCCCACAGAGGAGGGGAAUGAGGGAGGAGAGGGAAACGACAGGAACGAAGGGAACGAUGUGGAUGCAUACGCGGCCGGAGAGGAGGAGGGGGACGUAGAGAUAGAGGAGGCUAAGGUAGAAAUAGCGAUAGAGGAAGAGGUGGAUGAAGAGGAGGGUGAGGAUGUUGAGGAAGAGGAGGAGGAGGGUGAGGGUAAGGCUGUAAAUGACCCAGCUGAAGAGGACAACUCGGCCUCCUUCCUUCAUUCACUGUCGGAGACUUCCAUCAAUGAAGGUCUGGAUGAGUCCUUCUGUUUUCAUGAUGACACUGACGACUCACUAGACUCCGCCUCUUAUAAUGGCGAAGAGGAUGAGCGGCUGUACAGCACAGAGAGACAUGCUGAACCCCCCACAGGACCACCCACAGGACCACCCACAGGACCACCCACAGAACCACACCAAGCCAAACCUCAGCCUGAAACUAGACCAGAGGCCCACAGCACUGAACUGUCCCAGUCCCAGAGCAGACCUAGCCUAAUCAAUCCCCCAGGAGACAAAGAGCCCCGGCCUGAGGAUCCUCCAGGACCCAAACCACCACAACCACAACCUGCACUUGCACCUGCCCAACUUGCGGAAUCAGCCCACCCCAAGUCCUCAAACAGCGGCAGUGGGAGUGAAAUGGAGAACUCCUCAGAGUCCUCUGACCCUCCUGUCCCCGCUCCUUCUCAGGAGAGCCCUUCUGUCUCUACCUUUACCCCUAAACCUUCUACAACCCCUUACCCUGCCUCGAUUACCCCAAAGACUACCCCUGCUACCAUGUCAACCCCUAAAACCAAGCCUGCAUCUCUCUCUAACCCCAACACUAACUUUGCUCCUGCCCCAAAUGCUAAAUCUGCUACAGUCUGUACCACUAACACUAACCCUGCUACAGCCUCAACCCCACAACAUAACUAUGCUACUGCCUCCACCCCCAAAACUAACCCUGCUACUGUCUGUACACUUGAAAUGAACCCUGCUACGGUCUCUACCCCUAACACUAACAGUGUUCUUGCCCCUAACGCUAAAUCUCCUACGGCCUGUACCACUAACACCAACCCUGCUACAGCCUCAACCCCCAAAACUACCCCAGGUACAUGCUCUACCCCAAACCCUGCUGCUACUCCUAACACUAACCCUGCUGCUACAAUCGAGGAGACAGCGUCCCACAGCAAUCCUGUCACCCUGGCAACCCUGCCAUCCCAUAACAGCCCUGUGAGCCUGGCAACAGAAGCAGGGCAAGCCAAAGCAGCUGCAGAGGAAGUACAGGCUGGUACGUCAGACACACCCCGGCCUAAACAGAAGACCUCUGAGCCCCGUAAGCCCCUCCCACGUGUGUUUGGGGUGGCAGCGGCUUCAAUCCGGUCCAAACCGCUUCUGGUGUCAGUGCUGGAACUGGACCAGAAGAAUGAGAACAGCAGCGCUGAAGGUGUGGACUCCCAUCACGUCCUUGAAGGGACCACUGCCACCAAUGACCUGAACAAGGGGGUCCCUCUGCUCUCGUACCCGAAAGAGCCUAACCCCAGCAACAUCCCUGUCUCCUCCUGCCCUGAGAGCUCACCUGACCUGGCUGACAACCUGUCCCUGACCCCUGACAUCUGCCCAUGUGACCCCGCCCAGGAGAACCUGAGGGAGAACACCCUGAGCACUGAGGACGGGGGCCCUGGGGCCCUGGGCUCCCCUCACACACCCCUGGCUGUCUCUCCCAAGAGGGAGAACUCAGAGACAGACGCAGGAGGGAGGAGGGGGGAUGUGGGCUGGAGGGCUGAUAGGAGGGGGUUAGGAGCAGGGGCUGGGGCCUGGGGGGCAGGGGAGGCCCAAUCUCUCUCUCUGGGGCAGGCCUGUGGGUUGGAGGCACAGAACCUGUUACUGUGUGAGGUGGAGGGGCAUGCUGUUGGACAGACAAUUGGACAGACGAUUGGACAGACACUCUCCGGGCUGCCCAAUGUCGGCACAGACGAGGAUGAGGUGGAUGAUAUAAUGGGGGACGAAGAAGACAACAACAGCCUGUGUGGUCGGCCAGACAAGAUGGCAGAUGUUGAGCUUGUGGGAGAGGGAGUGCCAGAGUCCAACCUGUCCAGCUGGAGGUCCAUCGAGGAGAUAUCAGAGGCAGGGGGAGGAGAGGACGGAAGCUCCCAAUUCCCAGAGGAUGAUGUCAGCAACCUGCAGAGUCACCCGGAAAACAAGGAGGAGCAGGAAAACAACAACAAUGACUCCAUGUUCCUAUCCUCUGGAAUGCCAACCUGUGUGACUCUGAAUGCCCUGUCAGAGGAGGUGAGACACCAGAGCCAGAGUGUGAGUCUGAGGGCGUCCCUCUCAAACAUACCACUCACAGAGGUGAGACCACAGGCUGCUGCAGCCUCCGAUAGGCCAACAACAUUAACGGACAGCUCAACACACCAAUCAGACAUAAGACAGGCUUCCUCGUCCAUGGAAAGCCCUGGGCGUGUCUCACCACCAGGGGGUAAACCACAGACCGUCUCAGACCAGAGCCCUGGUUCAGUAGAGGCAGCCAUUUCCAGACCCAACAGUAACACAGAUAUUAACCCAGCAGUCAAACAGGCAGACCUUGCUCUAUCUCUGCUGGGUGGGGCGUUUGGAUCCUUCAGCCAUAAAAUCAGACCAAGCAACUCCAAGUCAGGCAGACUGUUCCAAGAAACUUCCCCAUCAAUGAGGAAAGACACAGUAGAGAAGGUCCAAGUUUCCCAAGAAACUUCUCUCUCAGUGGGCAAAGACACAGUAAAGAAUGUACAAGUCUCCCAAGAAAUUUCCCUAUCGGUGGGCAAAAACACAGUAGAGAAGGUCCAAGUUUCCCAAGAAACUUCUCCACCAGUGAGCAAAGACACAGUAGAGAAAGUCCACGUUUCCCAAGAAACGUUCCCAUCCGCGGGCAAAGACACAGUAGAGAAGGUCGAAGUUUCCCAAGAGACUUCCCCAUCAGUGAGCAAAGACACAGUGGAGAAGGUCCAAGUUUCCCAAGAAACUUCCCCAUCAAUGAGCAAAGACACAGUAGAGAAGUUCCACGUCUCCCAAGAAAUUUCCCCAUCAAUGAGCAAAGAGACAGUAGAGAAAGUACAAUUUUCCCAAGAAUGUUCCCCAUCAGUGAGCAAAAACAUAGUAGAAAAUGUCCAAGUCUCCCAAGAAACUUCCCCAUCAGUGGGCAAAUACACAGUAGAGAAGGUUGAAGUUUCCCAAGCAACUUCCCCAUCAGUGAGCAAAGACACAGUAGAGAAGGUCCAAGUAUCCCAAGAAUCGUCCCUAUCAGUCGGCAAAGACACAGUAGAGAAGGUCGAAGUUUCCCAAGAAACUUCCCCAUCCGUGAGCAAAGACACAGUAGAGAAGGUCCAAGUAUCUCAAGAAUCGGCCCUAUCAGUCGGCAAAGACACAGUAGAGAAGGUCCAAGUUUCCCAAGAAACUUUCCCAUCAGUGAGCAAAGACACAGUAGAGAAGGUACAAGCAUUCCAAGAAUCGGCCCUAUUAGAGGGCAAAGACACAAUAGAGGAAGUCCACGUUUUUGAAGAAACUUCCCCAUCAGUGGGCAACGACACAGUAGAGAAGGUCCAAGUUUCCCAAGAAACUUCCCCAUCAGUCAGCAAAGACACAGUAGAGAAGGUCCAAGUCUCCAAAGAAUCUUCCCUAUCAGUGGGCAAAGAUACAGUAGAGAAAGUACAAGUUUCCCAAGAAACUUCCCCAUCAGUGAGCAAAGACACAGUAGAGAAGGUCCAAGUUUUCCAAGAAGCUUCCCUAUCCCUAUCAGUGGCCAAAGACACGGUAGAAAGUGUGAAAAAACUGUGUUCCCAGCCUCAGCCAGAGGAGACAGAGCCACAGACGGUGAUCCAAAGAGAGGGUGGUGGCGGUCAGACGACUGACAGGCACAUUGACCAACCAAAGAUGAGCGUGGCCUUAGAAGGGCAGGAGAGCAGUGUUUGUAUCUCAGGGGAAAGUGAGGUUGAGGAGAGAGCAGAGGAGAGAUUCUCUCCAACAGAGAGUAUUCCAGAACCUGCACAGCGUCAGACACCUGAGGGAGAGCUGAGCACAGAGAAAGCCAUCACUCCUCCUCAGCCAGAGAGGAGAGGGAAGCAGAGGAAGCAGAGCAGAGACAGACCCAGUCAGCUGCGCAGACAAUCUACGUCAGGCCCUGGGUCUACUGAUCAACCACAGGAACCAGCUCUCCCUGCCAAGACCCUAGCAGACGCCUCCCCACCAGGGAAACAAAAGAAUAAGAACACGAGGGGACAAAAAUCUGUUGCAGAUACCAGACAGAGGACACCUGUGAAGGGCAAACCUGAAGCAGAGUCCGAGAGAAGAGGGGAAAACAGAAACGUCUCCGUUGCCCCGACUCCCCCUAGUCCUACCAGCCUCUACCCUAUAACUCCCACUCUCCUAGUCAACCAGGAAGUGAACACGGAAGUGCACCAGAAAAUGCUUGCUAACAGGCCGAUGCCUGGCUGCCAGACAGAAAGCAGGAAGGAUAUCAACGAUAACAAUGUGGGGAGUGGCCAUGCCUCCCCUACAGAACAGAAUAGGUCCUCUUCUCCUCCACCUCUUCCCUCCUCCUCUCCUCCCCAUCUCUCCUUCUCUCCUCAUUCCUCAUCUCCCCCACCUCUUCCCUCCUCCUCUCCUCCUCCUCUCUCCCCCUCUCCUCUCUCCUCCUCUCCUCCCCCCAGUACCUUCGCGAUGCCGCCAGAUGAGGACCUCCCCACCCCCAUACAGGAGUCCCAGCUUCUCGUCACCACAGUCCAGCCUGUCACCCCACUCCUAGACACCCAGCCUCAAUCAACCAAUGUUCAGGCAGCCUCUGCAACCCUUUCUACUACCCCUAUCGCCCUUCCUAAGCACCCCCCUAUACCCACCGAAAGUGUCCCUAUGUCCCCUACCCCCUCCUCAUUUCCAUCUCCACCCACGUUAGCCCUGCCCUCGACCCCCAGCUUUACCCAGCCCACCCAGGAGUUUCUGCCAUGGCUGGAGCCUCCAACCACAAUGCCUGUCCUAGACAUCCGCAGGCAGGUCCAGCCCCAGCCCCAGCCCCAGCCCCAGCCCCAGCCCCAGCCCCAGCCCCAGCCCCAGCCCCAGCCCCAACCAAACAUCCUCACCGAGCCCAACAGACAGGUCAAAACAGGUCAGUCACAAAGCCCACAGGACAGAGAUGGGAUGGACACAGACAGUGAUGAUGAUGACACUGCUGUUCCUCUACGACGUCACAUGACUCAGCCCAGGGGGAUUGUGGGAAACCCUUCUCAUAAAGAGUCUGGUUCCUCCAAUCAGCGAGAGGUACUGCUUCACUCCUCCUGCCAACCAACUGAGAGACAGACAGACUGUCCAAUCAGCCACAAGAAUUCACAGGAGCUGGACCUGUCCUUCAAAUACAACUUGGGCUCCUGCAAUGAGUCGGAGAGUGAGGGAUCAGUGCCAGAAUUGGAAGAACCAGAGAGGGUGCCACUGAAAUCCUCAGAACCCCAGCCCAUCUCUCCUGCUGAUGAGGGGAUUAACAGACCUAAGCAGAGCCGCAGUGAGAAGAAGGCCCGCAAGGCCAUGGGUAAGCUGGGCUUGCGGCCGGUCCACGGUGUGACCAGGAUCACUAUAAGGAAGUCGAAGAGCAUCUUGUUUGUCAUCAGCAGACCUGACGUCUUCAAGAGCCCCGCGUCAGACAUCUACAUCGUGUUUGGAGAGGCCAAGAUAGAGGACCUGUCUCAACAGGUGCACAAGGCAGCGGCAGAGAAGUUUAAGGUCCCGGUGGAGCCCUCCCCCCUGGCGCCCCCUGCACCACCCAGCCUCACCAUCAAGGAGGAGAGCGAGGAGGAGGAGGUGGACGAGGGAGGUUUGGAGCAGAGGGAUAUAGAGCUGGUGAUGGCCCAGGCUAACGUGUCCCGUUCUAAAGCUGUCCGCGCCCUCAGACACAACACCAACGACAUCGUUAACGCUAUCAUGGAACUGACAAUGUGAGAGGACCCCCACCAAGCAUAAAUGCCACAGUCACAUCUGUAUCGCUGCUAUGUUGCAUUCUCCUUACCUGCUAAUAAACAGUCUGUUAUAACCACA